Molecule: messenger RNA, 2892 nt
Organism: Podarcis raffonei (Aeolian wall lizard)
Lineage: Eukaryota; Metazoa; Chordata; Lepidosauria; Squamata; Lacertidae
Gene: TSPAN4
Product: tetraspanin 4
Exons: 7
Coding region: 835-1821 (328 amino acids)
Cellular component (GO): membrane
Source: RefSeq, a predicted model, not a curated record
GGCAUUCAUGAGAUACAGUAAAGAAAAGCGUCUCUCCUCCUGCCUCUCGCUUCAGAUGCAGGAAUGGACCAGGAGAGCUGGGACUGUGUUAGUAGCACAGGGAGAGCAUGACUGGAUUGGAAUCUCUAAGGAGUGACAGCGCUGUGAAUGAAGCACGGGUCGCUCUUUCUUCCUGCCGUGGGCUUUCUCUGUGCGAAGGGAGACGGGGAGAUCAUUUAAAGGGAACUGAGCAUCUCUGGGCAAAGCAAUGUGUCCAAGAGGAGCCGGGCACGGGAGCUGCUUGCCUUUUGGAUAAUCCCUCUUGUUCUUAGCCUCCGUUCCGUGCAGCAUCCCUGGUUUUUGGUUUUUGAGAGGCAAUGUGGAGUCAAGACUUUAAAUGGCAUUUGGGAUAAAACAAAAACAAGAUCACUUUUGUCUCUCUUUCUCUUUUAAAAAACCAAAGCAAAACAAUUUGUUUGGGUAUAGUAUCUCUCUCUUUUGCUUUUCUUUUUUUUGAUAGCGGGGGGAGGGGGCGAUUGUGACACCAAAGAGAAUGUUUGCUGUGCAGGAGAGACUUCUCAACAAGUAAGCGUGUUGUUUUUCUAACUCUUGGCUGAGCAGGCUUCUGUUAGCCAACUGGCUCCAUUGACAGCACAAUCUUUUUGUUUUUGUUUUUUGUUUUUGUUUUUUGACUUCCUUGUCAGGAUGGUAGGCAAAAGAACAGCUGGCAGAAAACAAUAGGGGGUGGGGAAACCAAAUAAAGGAAACCACCUGCAACCUGCCCCCCCACUCCCAGUAAAACAAACCUACAAAUAUCAUUGUCAGUAAAAAUUGCGGAACACUUUUGACGUCACCAUGCGCAGAUCUAGCACGGAUGAAUCAACCUAUCACAGGAGCCCUUCUUUGGACAGCAAGGAUUACAGUUUUCCAAAUGGCGCCUUCCGUCGCUAUAGCAGCAUGUAUGGCGGCCAGUUUGGGGCCGCGAGCAACUCUUUUUUUGGAUUCCAUACCAACCCAGGCCCUAAGGCCACCAAGGCUAAGUACACAUCCCCCAAGGGGAACAAGUAUGUGGUCUUUUACUUGGAUCUCUCCUUUAUUUUUCUUCUAGAACUGAAGAGGUGCAGCAUGGCUCACAACUGCCUGCAGUGCAUUAAGUACCUCAUGUUUGUGUUCAACCUCCUCUUCUGGCUGGGAGGCUGUGGGAUCCUUGGAGUUGGCAUAUGGCUAGCAGUUACCCAAGGGAACUUCGCUACCCUCUCUUCUUCCUUCCCUUCCCUGUCAGCUGCCAAUCUGCUGAUCAUCACAGGGACUUUUGUAAUGAUCAUUGGCUUUGUGGGGUGCAUAGGAGCCAUCAAAGAAAACAAGUGCCUCCUGCUCAGUUUUUUUAUCAUGCUGUUAAUUAUAUUUGUGCUGGAGCUCACUGUCGUGAUUCUGUUCUUCGUCUACACCGACAAGAUUGAUAAGUAUGCUCAGCGGGACCUGAAGAAAGGGCUUCAUUUAUAUGGAACUGAUGGAAAUAUUGGCCUAACUAAUGCAUGGAGCAUCAUACAAACAGAUUUCAGAUGCUGUGGAGUGUCAAACUUCACUGACUGGUUUGAAGUGUACAAUACCACACGAGUGCCAGAUUCAUGCUGCUUGGAAUUCAGUGAAAACUGUGGUCUUCAUUCCCCAGGGACCUGGUGGAAAGCUCCUUGUUAUGAAACAGUGAAAAUAUGGCUCCAGGAAAACCUGUUAGCUGUGGGAAUUUUUGGACUGUGUACAGCUUUGGUUCAGAUUCUUGGACUGACAUUUGCAAUGACCAUGUACUGUCAGGUUGUCAAGGCAGAUACCUACUGUGCAUAGAAAUGAUAGUCAACGUCUGUCAGCCAUGGCUCACCUCUCUACAAGACAAAAGAGGACUCUUCUUCAUGCUCAUACUUUUUUUUUCUAUGUAAAAUAAACUGUGUAUAAUCUUCUCUGGAAAUUUUGUGACUCACCUUAGUUUGUCACCAUCGGAACUCAGACUUGCUUGGACAAAGGAAACUACCAAGUAACAAGAAAGAAAGAAAAAAUGUUCCCCUUUGGCACAGACUGGCAAGUGGGAAGAGGCUGCUGCUUUCAUUUUCCUGGAGGCUGCUGGCAAAUAGAAGUUUUCCUGCGUGGAAAUAGAGAAUCAAGUUGUAGCAACGCAAGUGCAGAGGAUGUGGAGGUUCGAUUUAACUGGAGUUUGUCUUUAACAACAGCCAGUGUGGCGGAUCCAGGAAGUAUGCUUCUGAACUCCAGAUUUUACCAUGGAGUGAAAUGGCUCCAGGAAACUUUUCUACUUAAGGAAGUGGUUUCAGUUUUGUGGCCUCUGAAGUCAGCUCAGACAGGAUCUACCCUGGCCUACAUUGUAGGUGAUCUGUAAGCAGAAAUUGGGUCCUGUCUUGCAGACUAAAUCACUAGUGGUACACACAUGAUGUGUGAAAAUUUAUACAACAUAUGUGGAUUCAUACACUCUGAGCAGUUUAAAGAAAAGUAGUCUAGCAGCUGCCUAAAUAAGUAGGGAAGGGUUCUAUCCUGUUCUAUAUUCAAUGGGACCAUGCAUUCAUUCAAAAGGAAAUAGUAGAUGAUUAUUUCUUGGAAAGGACAUUUUGGCCAUUGGAAAACACAAGAAGAAGCAAGGAGUUGUCUUUCUGUCACUGUCCUCUCGAUUUUCUUUUAAAUGUCAUUCCAGUUUCAACUUACAUUGUGUUUCUCAUUUCCAGGCUUGAAGUACAACAAAGAGCUUUAAGCGACUUGUCACUAAUAUGCCAUUUCAUUAAUUUGCUCCCUACUAAUUUCAUCUUCAACUAGGAUAGGCUUACCAGGCAUCAGAACAAUCCAUUAAUAUACACUUGUUUGAGUUGGGUUUUUUUGACCUUGUACCUCUAUUAAAAGAACUAAAUCAAAUUA